Messenger RNA from Copidosoma floridanum, 1155 nucleotides. RefSeq names its product trypsin, alkaline B-like. The record is from RefSeq and is a predicted model, not a curated record. Lineage: Eukaryota; Metazoa; Arthropoda; Insecta; Hymenoptera; Encyrtidae.
AUGAAUAAUUUUUGGUUGGUUAUUGUAUCAAUAAUUAUUGCUCAUGCUCCCAGCCAGAAAGUCGGCGCCGCAAAUCCCACAGUGGAGUAUCAUCCGUACAUCGCGUCUCUGGAGGCAGUAUCGCCGGAUGAAAACAAUGGAAACACCUCGACAUUGCACUGCACGGGUUUCAUCGUUUCCCAACUCCACGCCGUGUUCUCCUGUCUGUGCGUCAAGACAAAAUCGAACCUCGAUUUGCGCGUUCGCGUCGGCUCGGACUCCGAAGACAAAGGCACCCUCAUCGGCACGAAGAACUACACCUGCCACGAUGAGUACUCGCGCUACGUGUUCACGAAGAACGACAUCGCCGUCGUUGAGUUGGCAACUCCCGUGACCUUCGGUCCGAACAUCCAGAAGAUCGGCGUCUGCGAUAAACUCCUCGGCCCGGACGAGACACCCGCCUCGCCAUUCGCCGUCACGUUCAAACUGCGCUAUCUACAAACCCCCACCAACGGCAGUGACAAUCCCGGCCCGGCUUUUCGACCCGUGGAGUAUCCCGUGAUGAGUAAAAACCAGUGCAAGUCCGAAUUCGAAGGCAUAUUCUCCGCAGCCGGUUCUCCCUACAAUGCGCGGAGUUUACUCGAAAAUCAAAUGUGCACCGGCAAUUCACCGCGAGACGGGCAGAAUAAUCAGCCGGCCGGGAGACCGAUUUUCCACGGUGGACGUGGAAGUCCUCUGGUGGUUGGUGGGGCAGGUGGUGCCAAGUGCGUCAUUGGCCUGGACAACCCGGCCGACAUGGCGAUACAUGGCCAACCGUUUCCUAGAGUCUUCGAGGAAGCGGCCGUCCACCGGUCCUGGAUCGGGUCUCUGGUGGGAUUCGGCUGAUUACGUUGCUGCUACUCUUGUGCACCGUCAACGCUAUCAAGAUUUUUGUUUUGUUUUUUUUUUUUUUUUUAUCUAUACUUGCAUCAUUAGAACGUAUACUUGUAUCUACGACUUCCGACAAAAUGACAAACAACAAAAUAUCCAGAAGUCACACAAGUACCUGAUAAGAAUAGGGAUAACAGUCACUGAAUUGUUUCGAGAAAAUAAUCAUUAGACAUUCGUAAGUAGAGAUAGGGUGUGAGUGUGUUGAAACUUUUUUGGUUUUUGAGUCAAUAAAAAUUUUAUGAAAAA